GCUCCACGUGCUCGAUUAGCAUCUCCGAAGAAAAUCGCUGUUCAAACAAAUCACAAGCUUAGACGGGAUAGUUUUAUCGCUGCGGUACCCUAACCUAAUCGAAAGGGACACAGAAUCAUGCGUUCGUGAAAACGUGAAGCUUCUCUCUCGAGCUGUGAUUCCCGUUGUCUCCCGCAAGGAGGAAGAUGCCGCCGCAAGAGAAGUUCGAGAACUCGAUGCAUCUGAACGAUGAUCGUGAGAGUAACGCGGCUGAUUGUCAGAAUACGGCGAAUCUUCAAGUAUCGGAUGGUGAUACAGGUGUCAAGGAUGAAACGGGAGACGUGGAUUUCGACGAGUUGUUGCCCUACGUGGGAGAGUUCGGUCUCUAUCAGAAGAUCCUCUUCGUUCUGAUGAUCCCGUUCGCUUCGUUCGUCGCUUGGGUGUACUUCUCGCAGAUCUUCAUCACGCUGAUACCGGAUGAACACUGGUGCUUGGUACCGGAACUGGAGAACCUCACUGUCGACCAGAGGCUCUCGUUGGCGAUACCCGUCAACCGCGAAGGUUACUCGAGAUGCAGCAUGUACGAUGUAAAUUACACGGAGAUCCUGUUAAAUGGAAGCCACGUGCCGGACCCGUCCUGGCCUACGAAAGCUUGCCAGCACGGCUGGGAAUUCAAUUACACCAGUGUCCCUUAUGCAACUGUGGCUACCGAGCUGGAAUGGGUUUGCCAGCACGGCGCUCUGCCGACCGUAGCUCAAAGUGUCUUCUUCGUGGGCGCCAUUUUUGGAGGAUUGAUCUUCGGAUGGAUCGCCGAUCAAUACGGCAGGAUACCAGCGUUGAUCGGAGCCAAUUGCAUGGGGUUCCUCGCUGGGGUGGCCACUGCCUUCACGAGCACCUUCUGGCAGUUCACUUUGUGCCGGUUCUUCGUUGGAUUCGCCUUCGAUAAUUGCUUCACUAUGAUGUACAUACUAGUGUUAGAGUACGUGGGACCAAAAUGGCGGACGUUCGUGGCGAACAUGUCGAUAGCGAUGUUUUUCACGUUCGCCGCUUGCGUUCUUCCCUGGAUCGCCUAUUUUCUGGCCGACUGGAGGAUGACUUGCAUCGUCACGUCGGUUCCAUUGGUCUUGGCAGUAGCCACGCCGUGGUUGAUACCAGAGAGUGCUCGAUGGCUGGUCAGCCAAGGCAAAGUAGACAAGGCCAUCGAGAUCCUGGGCAAAUUCGAGCGAAUAAACGGCACCAAGGUGCCUGACGACGUUUACAAACGGUUCAGAGAAACCUGCGCGAAGAUAUGCAAAGAAGAGGAGGCAGACAAAACGUACUCUGUGUUGGAUCUAUUUCGAACUCCACGACUGCGUAAAAUCACCGUCUUGUUUAUUGUCACGUGGAUGGCGAUUUCGUUGGUGUUCGAUGGUCACGUGCGAAACGUUGAUAAUCUGGGCCUGGAUGUGUUCGUGACUUUCACGAUUGCUGCAGCAACAGAACUGCCUGCCGACACGUUCCUCACGGCCGUUCUUGAUCGAUGGGGCAGAAGAUGGCUGGCGUGCGGUUCCCUGGUCGUUUCCGGAAUCUUCAGUAUCUGGGCUUCUGUGGUUUCCAACAAUAUCUAUGCAGCCACUUUGGCCAUCCUCGGUCGAUUUUGGAUAAACAUUUCGUACAACAUCGGGCUUCAAUACGCGGCCGAAGUGUUGCCGACCGUCGUCAGAGCACAGGGUGUAGCUUUGAUACACAUAAUGGGAUACGUCGCGAGCAUCCUUUCACCUUUCGUCGUAUAUCUCGACGUCGUAUCGUCGAUUCUGCCUCUUCUAGUCCUGGGUAUCCUUGGAAUCAUGAGCGGUCUUCUCACUCUAUUCCUCCCGGAAACCCUGGACAAGGAUCUCCCGCAGACGUUGCAGGACGGGGAGAACUUUGGAAGGGAUCAGAAAAUGUGGGAUGCUCCGUGUAUCGGAAGGAAAUGCGACGACGAAGAGAUGCCACCUGUCGCAAUGUUUAGAUCAUUCUCCCGCUGCAGUGCGAGAAACUCAAUGAGGGCGUCUCUGCGUGGUGAACCUUUGAGAAGCAGUAUGCUGCGAAGAUCAAGCGUGAAAUCGAGAAAAAGUAGUAACGCGACUACAGAAGUGGAGAGAUUGUAGCGAAUUGUAUUCGUCUUGAAGUGUCUGUCAGCUUGAUCUCGAUCGAUUUAAGUCUUCCAAAAACCGGGUGGCAUACCUGUCCCGACUGAGUGUUAUCGUGUCGAAUAAUCUCCGAAGGCUAACGUUUCUUACUAUUACUCAUUGCCAUUACUAUAAAUACGUAAAUAGAUCUUCCGUUUAAUCGAAAAUGUCGAGUAUUAUCAACGACGUUCAUUUUUCAUGAAUAACAAUUUCCAUUUGAUAAUAUCCUCUCUAACCUGUUAACCGUGUUCAACUUUCCAGCAAAAAUUCAAUAUCUAGUUUAUGAUUAAAAAUCAGUAAAAAUUGUAACCAAGUGUACGACAAAAUUUCUCGAUAAAAAUCAAUUAUCGUGUUCUAAACAUUUUUAUAA
Molecule: messenger RNA, 2499 nt
Organism: Habropoda laboriosa
Lineage: Eukaryota; Metazoa; Arthropoda; Insecta; Hymenoptera; Apidae
Product: organic cation transporter protein
Exons: 9
Coding region: 186-2108 (640 amino acids)
Biological process (GO): transmembrane transport
Cellular component (GO): membrane
Molecular function (GO): transmembrane transporter activity
Source: RefSeq, a predicted model, not a curated record